Messenger RNA from Oryza brachyantha (malo sina), 2558 nucleotides. RefSeq names its product pyrophosphate-energized vacuolar membrane proton pump 1-like. The record is from RefSeq and is a predicted model, not a curated record. Lineage: Eukaryota; Viridiplantae; Streptophyta; Magnoliopsida; Poales; Poaceae. Gene Ontology annotation, molecular function: diphosphate hydrolysis-driven proton transmembrane transporter activity; inorganic diphosphate phosphatase activity. Gene Ontology annotation, biological process: proton transmembrane transport. Gene Ontology annotation, cellular component: membrane. Bases 78 to 2378 code for a protein of 766 amino acids. The transcript is spliced from 4 exons.
CAUCGCGAGUUCUCCUCAAGAAUCGCUCUCGUCUCCUCCAUUGGAGCUCGCGAUCGAUUGGUGAGCUUGCUCGGCUGAUGGCUUUCAUCGGCACGGUGGCGGCUGAGGUGCUGAUCCCGCUUGCGGCGGUGAUCGGCAUCGUGUUCGCCGUGCUCCAGUGGUACGUGGUCGCCAAGGUGGCCGUCCCGUCGCACUCCGGCGAGGGCGGCGGCAAGGUGGGGAGGGGGAGGGAGAGCGACGGGGAGGGGGAGGAGGAGGAGGAGGAGGGCGUGGACUACCGCGGGGUGGAGGCGAGGUGCGCGGAGAUCCAGCACGCCAUCUCCGUCGGCGCGACGUCGUUCCUGGUGACGGAGUACAAGUACCUGGGCGCGUUCAUGGCGGCGUUCGCGGCGGUGAUCUUCGUGUCGCUGGGGUCCGUGCGGCGGUUCGGCACGGCGCCGGAGCCGUGCGCGUACGACGCGGCGAGGACGUGCAGGCCGGCGCUGGCGAACGCGGCGUUCACGACGGUGGCGUUCCUCCUCGGCGCGGCGACGUCGGUGGUGUCGGGCUACCUCGGGAUGCGCGUCGCCACGUUCGCGAACGCGCGGACGGCGCUGGAGGCGCGGCGCGGCGUGGGGCGGGCCUUCGCGGUGGCGUUCCGGUCGGGCGCCGCCAUGGGCUUCCUCCUGGCGUCCAGCGCGCUGCUCGUCCUGUUCGCCGCCGUCAACCUGUUCGGCCUCUACUACGGCGACGACUGGGGCGGCCUGUACGAGUCCAUCACCGGGUACGGCCUCGGCGGCUCCUCCAUGGCGCUCUUCGGCCGCGUCGGCGGCGGCAUCUACACCAAGGCCGCCGACGUCGGCGCCGACCUCGUCGGCAAGGUCGAGCGCAACAUCCCCGAGGACGAUCCCCGCAACCCCGCGGUGAUCGCAGACAACGUGGGGGACAACGUCGGCGACAUCGCCGGGAUGGGGUCCGACCUGUUCGGGUCGUACGCGGAGGCGUCGUGCGCGGCGCUGUUCGUGGCGUCGAUCUCGUCGUUCGGCGCCGACCACGACUUCGCGGCGAUGAUGUACCCGCUGCUGGUGAGCGCGGCGGGCAUCGUGGCGUGCGCCGCCACCACGCUCGUCGCCACCGACGCCGGCGAGGUCGGGGGCGUCGACGAGGUCGCGCCGGCGCUCAAGCGGCAGAUCCUCGUCUCCACCGUGCUCAUGACCGGCGCCGUCGCCGCCGUCACCUUCCUCGCCCUCCCGCGCUCCUUCACCCUCUUCGACUUCGGCGACCACAAGCUCGUCAAAAACUGGCACCUGUUCAUCUGCGUCUCGGCUGGUUUGUGGGCGGGACUGGUGAUCGGAUACGUCACAGAGUACUUCACCAGCAACGCUUACGGGCCGGUGCAGGCGGUGGCGAACUCGUGCCGGACGGGGGCGGCGACGAACGUGAUCUUCGGGCUGGCGGUGGGGUACAAGUCGGUGAUCGUGCCGAUCUUCGCCAUCGCCGGCGCCAUGUACGCCAGCUUCCGGCUCGCCGCCAUGUACGGCAUCGCGCUGGCGGCGCUGGGGAUGCUGAGCACCAUCGCGACGGGGCUGACCAUCGACGCGUACGGGCCGAUCAGCGACAACGCCGGCGGCAUAGCGGAGAUGGCCGGGAUGCCGCGGCGGGUCCGGGAGCGGACCGACGCGCUCGACGCCGCGGGGAACACGACGGCGGCGAUCGGGAAGGGGUUCGCGAUCGGGUCGGCGGCGCUGGUGUCGCUGGCGCUGUUCGGCGCGUACGUGAGCCGCGCCGGGAUCAGGACGGUGAACGUGGUGAGCCCGCGGGUGUUCGUCGGGCUCCUCGCCGGCGCCAUGCUGCCCUACUGGUUCUCGGCGAUGACGAUGCGGAGCGUGGGGAGCGCAGCGCUGCGGAUGGUGGAGGAGGUGCGGCGCCAGUUCGAGGAGAUCCCGGGGCUCGCCGAGGGGCUCGCGGCGCCGGACUACGCCACCUGCGUCAGGAUCUCCACCGACGCCUCGCUCCGGGAGAUGGUGGCGCCGGGGGCGCUGGUGAUGCUGAGCCCGCUGGUGGCCGGGACGCUGUUCGGGGUGGAGGCGCUGGCCGGGCUGCUCGCCGGCGCGCUGGUGUCCGGCGUGCAGGUGGCGAUCUCGGCGUCGAACAGCGGCGGCGCGUGGGACAACGCGAAGAAGUACAUCGAGGCCGGCGCGACGGAGGCGGCGCGGUCGCUGGGGCCGAAGGGCUCGGAGGCGCACAAGGCGGCGGUCAUCGGGGACACCAUCGGCGACCCGCUCAAGGACACCUCCGGCCCCUCGCUCAACAUCCUCGUCAAGCUCAUGGCCGUCGAGGCGCUCGUCUUCGCCCCCUUCUUCGCCGCCCAUGGCGGCAUCGUCUUCAACCACCUCUGAGCCUGCAUUGCCGUUGCCGCCAUUAGGGUUUCGAUCUUAUUGACCAGACGUUUCAAAAUAAUAAUUGUAGCCUCCAUCGGGAUAAUGCAUUGUUGUCGGACUUAAUCCAAGUGAGUGUCUUGAAGCUUGGGAUGAUGCGAUUCAAGACUUUAAUCCAAAUGCAAUUCUAGACUUAAUCCA